AUGAAAAGUUUAAGAUUUCUUGUGAUUUUUGCAAUGUUGCUUGUCCUUCACUCUUCAACAAGCACAAACUCAAUCAAUACAUCAUCAAUCGAUGACCAAAAGCUGUCAACAAGCAUCUGCAGAAUCACAAAUGAUAUUACAAGCUCAAAAUCAGACACACAGGACAUAAUCAUUGGAAAUUUAGGAGGUACAAUGUGGUCGUCAAUAGUCAACGAUAUUAUCAAGUGUUUGGAUAAUAAGGCUGUUGUUAUCUCCGAUAUCCAUGAUAUUGCUACAGACAAGAGACUACGGAAAGCUUCUGUUGUGAUUUUAGCCUUGAAUCGAUCAGCUAAGUAUCAAAUAAUAGACAUAAUUUCACAGUUUGGUAUAUCAACGGUGUUGCAUCAUAUGGCAAAGACUAUAGUAAUGCUACCUGAUUCCACAACACAAGAUUAUCGAGCACAAAUUUUGGGUACUUUCGGUAAAUAUGGCACAUGGAAUGUCGCAGUUCUGCACAAGUUCCUUGGUGACAUUGUUUUUGAGAUUUUUGGAUCAAAUUUUAAGUUAACAAAGCUGAUAAAUCCAAAAAAUAGCAGCUCAGUCUUUCCAGAUAAGCUUAAAGAUCUUAGAGGAAUGAAAGCUUAUGUUGCAGUUCACGAUCAGCAGCCUUCAGUAAAAUUAAGAAAUGGUAGAGUCAGCAGUCUAAUGAUUCACUUCCUUCAUGUUAUUGAAAAGGUGCAAAAUAUUAAAAUUGGACUUCUUCUUGUUCCUGAUCACACUUAUUUGCAUAAGUACUGGAUCGAUCGCAAGUUCCAUCUGACAUUGAACACUGCUCUAGUAUUUAAUACUGAAGAUCCAAAGCUUUUUACGUAUCAAAAGAAUGGCUACUGUGUCCUUAUUCCAGUUCCACCUAAAUCUUCAUUUUUUCAUCUAAUUAUUAUUCAUCCAUUUGAUAUUCUCAUUUGGAUACUCUUUGGAGUGUCUGUCGUCAGUUCUGUUGCUGUUUGGAGGAUGUAUCGUGACCGUGGUGCUGUCGAUUCUCAUUGGCAACUUGCUGCUGGCAUUUUUAUGAUGUUUAUCGGUCAAGGUGCUGAUUUUUCACGAAGGAAUCGAUUUGUGCUUGCUGUGCUGCUUAACAUCAUCUGCUUGUCUGUGUUCCUGCUUAGCAAUCUAUACGAAGGAGCUGUCACAUCCUUUAUGAUCGAACCAGCCCAUACAAAUCAUUUUAAGACUGUUGAAGACUUUCUGGAUUCAGACUAUGAGAUUAUUACAGAUGAAGUGUUUGUAGCUGGCAUCAAAGAUUCACAAGAGUUCAACAGACUCAGAUUAAAGAUGAACUCAUCUCUUGGUCGGUUGGAAAGGAAGUUCAACAUCGGUUAUCAGCAACAACGUUAUGCUUACAUAUUCAGCUGUGACAUACUUGAGUAUGAAAUUUAUUCCCAAUUGCCUGACGGUCAUCAUGUUGCAGACUAUUUUUACAUACUGCCAGAAAUGAUAUCUUGGUAUUACGAAAAACUUGGAGCAAGCUACCUAAAUCCAUUUAUUGAACGAUUCCAGUACUACAUGGACUUGUCAUUUCAAGCUGGUCUGCCUCACAUGUGGAAGUUAUUCAUGGCACAGAGAAUUUAUAAAUCAACAGGAACUGUUAUUCUUAGAGACAGAGAAAUGCUGGAACUAAAAGAUUUCUAUUCAGUCUUUGGCUCCUUUAAUGUGGCAAUUGUUCACAUUGGAAGCACAGGUGAUAUAAUUUAUGAAACUGUAAGUUCAGAUUUUAAGCUGUUAGUGCACAAAAAUCCUAGAAAUGGACAUUUGAUUUUUCCUGAUAAAUUGAAAGAUUUGCGUGGUUUAAAAUUAAGUGUCGCUGUCCAUCCGCAACCACCAAGAGUCUAUGUUACGCAACAUACAGUAAGCACUUCAAUACUUUACUUUCUUGAUGCAAUCGAGCAAUUCAUGAAUGUUAAAGUUAAGCUGAUUAUUCUUCCUGAUCAUACUUAUUUGAAUAGCUAUUGGAAGAACCGUCAACUUCAUCUAACUUUAAACACUUUUCUGAUUUUUAAGACAAAAGAUCCUAGAUUAUUUAUAUACGAAAGGAAUGGUUACUGUGCUCUGGUUCCGAUUCCAUCAAAAGUUCCACUUUAUUAUCUUAUGUUCAUAAAACCAUUCGAUGGACUCAUUUGGAUCCUCUUUGGAGUGUCAAUUGUCAGUUCCGUAAUUGUUUUGUGGAUGUAUCGUGGUCGUGGUGCUGUUGAUUCUCAUUGGCAACAUACUGCUGGCAUUUUCAUGAUGUUUAUUGGUCAAGGUGCUGAUUUUUCACGUCGGAAUCACUUUAUUCUUGCUUUUCUGCUCAACAUCAUCUACUUGUCUGUGUUCCUGCUUAGUAAAUUAUACGAGGGUGCCAUAACAUCUUCCACGAUUGAGCCAGUCCUCAACAAUCGUCUUAUGACUGUCAAAGAUCUUGUGGAAUCUAAUUAUGAAGUUGUAAACGACGCUGUUUUUGCUGAGCUUGUUAAGAAUUUGACAGUUUAA
Messenger RNA from Chironomus riparius, 2505 nucleotides. The record is from the annotation of a GenBank genome assembly. NCBI's taxonomy places the organism in Eukaryota, Metazoa, Arthropoda, Insecta, Diptera, Chironomidae.